This is a messenger RNA of Lodderomyces pseudojiufengensis, 1008 nucleotides long. It is a transcript of the gene PEX14, whose product is annotated as Pex14p. The transcript has a single exon. Lineage: Eukaryota; Fungi; Ascomycota; Pichiomycetes; Serinales; Debaryomycetaceae. The record is from RefSeq and is a predicted model, not a curated record. Gene Ontology annotation, biological process: protein import into peroxisome matrix, docking. Bases 1 to 1008 code for a protein of 335 amino acids. Gene Ontology annotation, cellular component: peroxisomal membrane; peroxisomal importomer complex. Gene Ontology annotation, molecular function: signaling receptor binding.
AUGAAUGAAGAGUUAAUCAAUAGUGCUGUGACUUUUUUAAAAGAUCCUAAUGUUGCAUCAUCUCCACUUACAAAGAAAAUAGAAUUUCUUGAAUCAAAAGGUUUAAAUCAACAAGAAAUUGAAGAUGCUUUAAAAAGAGCUAAUGAAGCGGAGUCUACACCAUCUACACCAACUUAUUCUUCACAAAAUUCUUCUUCACAACAACUACCAUUAGAUUAUUAUAAUAUUGCCCCACCGGUUCCUGAAAGAUCAUGGAAAGAUUAUUUUAUCAUGGCUACAGCAACUGUUGGUGUUACAUAUGGAUUAUAUCAAGUUAUAUCAAAAUACUUAGUCCCUUCAAUCUUACCUCCAUCAAAUUCAUCAAUAGAACAAGAUAAAGAAAUUAUAAAUUCAGAAUUUCUUAAAAUAGAUAAAGUAUUAGAACAAUUAACAAAAGAACAAGAAGAAAUUAAAAUUUCAAAUGAAGAAAAAAUUAAAGAUAUUGAUACUGUAAUAGAUAAUAUAAAUGAUUUUUUAACAAAAUAUAAUAAAGAUAAAUUAAAAUUUGAUGAUGAUUUAAGAUUAAUGAAAUUAGAAGUUGAUAAUUUAAAUAAUAGUAUUGAAAAAAAUAUGAGAUUAAGUAAAGAAAAUAUUCAUGAUGAAUUAUCAAGUAUUAAUAAUGAAUUACAAAGUUUAAAGAAUUUAAUUAAAAUAAGAGGUGAACAAUCUCUGAAUAGUAAGAAUAUUGCUCCUGUUUCUUCAAUACCAAAAGCAAGUGAUAUUUUGAAAAAAGCAAAAGAACCAGCAGAAAAACCACCAUUGGAAAAAAAACCUUCAUUAGAACAAAAACCUCCAUUGGAACGUUCUGAAAGUGUUACAAAAGGUAAUGUUGUUGCAGCUGGUAUUCCAACUUGGCAAUUAAAACAUAAAGAACAAGAAGAAAAAGAAUUAGGACCUCCAAGUGAAUCUGAAAUUGAUAAUAAAAUUAAAUCUGCAGGUAUACCUUCAUGGCAAUUGAAUAGUAAGUAA